This is a messenger RNA of Stegostoma tigrinum, 478 nucleotides long. RefSeq names its product kelch-like protein 20. Gene Ontology annotation, molecular function: protein binding. Lineage: Eukaryota; Metazoa; Chordata; Chondrichthyes; Orectolobiformes; Stegostomatidae. Bases 123 to 356 code for a protein of 77 amino acids. The transcript is spliced from 2 exons. The record is from RefSeq and is a predicted model, not a curated record.
UGCCAAAGCCAAAGAGACAGUGCAUCAGUGCUCGACCAGUAGAGGUAGGGAUGGAUGUCACUAGUCGGUGUACACUUGGUGACCCCAACAAACUGCCAUAGGGAGUACCGCAACCAGCCAGGAUGCCAUUUGUAUCAGAUAAACACCCUAGGCAGACUUUAGAAGUGAUCAACCUCCUGAGGAAGCACCGGGAACUCUGUGAUGUGGUACUGGUUGUGGGCGCAAAAAAGAUUUAUGCGCAUCGAGUGAUCCUAUCAGCUUGCAGCCCCUACUUUCGAGCCAUGUUCACAGAUAACAGUAGAGGAGGGGAACGUGCAGACCUUGCUGCCGGCUGCCUGCCUGUUGCAGCUGGCUGAGAUCCAGGAAGCAUGCUGUGAGUUUCUGAAGAGGCAACUUGAUCCAUCGAACUGCUUGGGAAUCAGAGCUUUUGCUGAACCCACUCCUGCAGAGAACUGCUGCGGAUUGCUGAUAAAUUCAC